Lepus europaeus (European hare) is the source of this 1419-nucleotide messenger RNA. It is a transcript of the gene GJB2, whose product is annotated as gap junction protein beta 2. Gene Ontology annotation, biological process: cell communication. NCBI's taxonomy places the organism in Eukaryota, Metazoa, Chordata, Mammalia, Lagomorpha, Leporidae. Bases 159 to 839 code for a protein of 226 amino acids. Gene Ontology annotation, cellular component: connexin complex. The record is from RefSeq and is a predicted model, not a curated record. The transcript has 2 exons.
ACCGCAGCGCCCGGCGCGCUCCGCUCUCCGACUCGGAGCCCGUCGGCGGCACCCGGCCCCGACCCGCGGGAGCACCCCAGCCGCCGCCCGACACCCCUCGCCUCCCGGCCGCGCCGCACGCUUCUUCCCGACACAGUGCCCACCGCGCAGAGGGGAGGAUGGAUUGGAGCACGCUGCAGACCAUCCUGGGCGGAGUCAACAAGCACUCCACCAGCAUCGGGAAGAUCUGGCUCACCGUCCUCUUCAUCUUUCGCAUCAUGAUCCUCGUUGUGGCCGCCAAGGAGGUGUGGGGAGACGAGCAAGCCGACUUCAUCUGCAACACCCUCCAGCCCGGCUGCAAGAACGUGUGCUACGACCACUACUUCCCCAUCUCGCACAUCCGGCUCUGGGCCCUGCAGCUCAUCUUCGUGUCCACGCCGGCGCUGCUGGUGGCCAUGCACGUGGCCUACCGGAGACACGAGAAGAAGAGGAAGUUCAUGAAGGGGGAGAUCAAGAACGAGUUCAAGGACAUCGAGGAGAUCAAAAGCCAGAAGGUGCGCAUCGAAGGCUCACUGUGGUGGACCUACACUAGUAGCAUCUUCUUCCGCGUCAUUUUUGAGGCCGUCUUCAUGUACGUCUUUUACAUCAUGUACAACGGCUUCUCCAUGCAGCGCCUGGUGAAGUGCAAUGCCUGGCCGUGCCCCAACACGGUGGACUGCUUUGUGUCCAGGCCCACGGAGAAGACGGUCUUCACCGUCUUCAUGAUCGCCGUGUCCGGAAUUUGCAUCCUGCUCAAUGUCACCGAACUGUGCUAUCUGCUGAUCAGAUAUUGUUCCGGAAAAUCCAAAAAGCCAGCAUAACACGGCAGGGGAGUGGGAGGGGCCUUAGAUAAAAAGAUGACAGCACGGAAGGGUGAGGCAACCUGUGCUUAGCUGUCAAGUUUCAGUCAGCAGCGUGUCCCCGAGACAAAGAUUCUGAUCUCAAAAGCAACCACUGGCAAUCCCUGUAGCCUCCCGGUCGACUCCGGCCACCUCAGCAGUGCUGCUGUGCUAAAGGCUUCCCAGCCGAGGUCUGGCUCCCUGUCUGUUACAGACUUGUCACCGAGUUAGUUCCAAUGAGACCCCCCGUUGAUAGGGGUGCUUUGUAGGAGGAACACUCUUGUGUUGCGCCAAGGAUGUUGGCGGCUGCUUCUCCGUCUCUGAGGAAAAGGGAAGAAAGACCCGGUUGGAAAGAGGCUGCUGAGGAAGCCCGAGGGUCUCCCUUGGCACCUGCUUUCCCCGAGAUAAAGCCCCACAUAGAGAAUCUUGGUUCUUUGCCUUGCUUUCUAAGUUUUAGUCUCUGGCUAUAGACAACGUUGCCUACCCAAUGCUUCCAACUCUGUUUCACUUUUUUUUUUUUAAUGAAAACUUUAAAAUAAAAUAGUUUCCUUGGUUCUAAAGA